CAUCUCCAGCAGGCCCACGGCCCAUCUCUCUCCAUUACAAUCUGAGCCGCGGUGCCCUAGCCCCGCGCCGCCGCCAUCACCAUUUCCGGCUCAACCUCGGCACGUUCUAGGCAUUGGUAAGUGGCGCUGGCGGUGUGAGCACUUUGUCAUCCAUGGUCAACCUCCAGAAAUUUGGUGUCUGCCGGUGCACGCCAUGUAGAUCCGCCCCUGCUUCCAGGGCAUCCAAGUCCAGCCAUCUCCGGCCAACGAGGAGGGUGACCGUCAGUGUCCGCUGCGUCAGCAGCUCUCCGGCCGCCGAUACAGCUUACACGACAAAGGUUUCGCGGAAUGCGAACAUAGCCAAGCUUCAGGCAGGCUAUUUGUUUCCCGAGAUCGCUAGGAGAAGAACAGCGCAUCUGCUGAAGCAUCCUGGUGCUAAAAUUAUAAGCCUGGGGAUUGGUGACACUACUGAGCCCAUUCCGGAGGUCAUAACAAAUGCCAUGGCAGAGAGAGCACACGCUUUAUCCACGGUUGAUGGCUACAGCGGUUAUGGAGCUGAACAAGGUGAAAAGAAACUAAGGGCAGCAAUUGCUGCAACCUACUAUGCUGAUAGUGGUAUUGAAGAAACAGAUAUAUUUGUCUCUGAUGGUGCAAAGUGUGACAUUUCUCGUCUACAGGUCCUUUUUGGAUCUAGUGUGAAGAUUGCUGUUCAAGACCCAUCAUAUCCCGCAUAUGUUGAUUCAAGUGUUAUCAUGGGGCAAACUGACCUAUAUCAGCAGGAUGUUCAGAAGUAUGGUAAUAUUGAAUACAUGAGAUGCAGUCCUGAAAAUGGAUUUUUCCCUGAUCUGUCAAGUGUCCCACGGACAGAUAUAAUAUUCUUUUGUUCGCCCAACAAUCCUACUGGUGCUGCUGCAUCUAGGGAGCAGCUAACGCAAUUAGUCAAAUUUGCGAAGAACAAUGGGUCCAUAAUAGUCUAUGAUUCUGCUUAUGCCAUGUACAUAUCAGAUGACAGCCCAAAAUCCAUCUUUGAAAUCCCUGGAGCAAAGGAGGUUGCCAUUGAGACUGCAUCUUUCUCUAAAUACGCUGGAUUCACUGGUGUCCGUCUGGGUUGGACUGUGAUCCCUAAGGAGCUCCUUUUCUCUGAUGGGCAUCCAGUUGCUAAAGAUUUCAACCGCAUAGUCUGUACUUCUUUCAAUGGGGCAUCAACCAUUUCUCAAGCUGGUGGUUUAGGCUGCCUCUCUCCAGAGGGCCUGAAGGCUAUGCAAGAUGUUGUUGGAUUCUAUAAGGAGAAUACUGAUAUCAUUGUUGAAACAUUUACAUCGCUUGGAUAUAAUGUCUAUGGUGCCAAGAAUGCUCCUUAUGUGUGGGUGCACUUCCCUGGCCGUAAUUCAUGGGAUGUCUUUGCUGAGAUCCUUGAGAAGGCACAUGUGGUUACAACUCCUGGCAGUGGAUUUGGGCCUGGCGGCGAAGGCUUUGUGAGGAUCAGCGCAUUUGGCCACAGGGAGAACAUUAUUGAAGCCGCGAGAAGAUUGAAGGAGCUAUACAAGUGAGCAUUGAUUCCGCCUAUGCAUCCUCUCGCACUGUGGGGGAGCCCAUGUCAAUAAGAACCUAGCAGCAUUUGGAACAUAAGAUUUUCUCCUUGAGCUACCGGGAAUGUUAGAACAGAAGCUAGGAUGUAAUUGUGCUCCUCUAGAUAUAACUCCAUUCAAAACUAUUUAAUAUUCAGAUUUUUUUUCGCUUAAAGCUCUGCA
Messenger RNA from Brachypodium distachyon (stiff brome), 1730 nucleotides. RefSeq names its product probable LL-diaminopimelate aminotransferase, chloroplastic. Gene Ontology annotation, molecular function: L,L-diaminopimelate:2-oxoglutarate transaminase activity; pyridoxal phosphate binding. The transcript has 9 exons. The record is from RefSeq and is a predicted model, not a curated record. Lineage: Eukaryota; Viridiplantae; Streptophyta; Magnoliopsida; Poales; Poaceae. Gene Ontology annotation, cellular component: chloroplast. The coding region runs from base 153 to 1529 and encodes 458 amino acids.